AUGUCGCGUCGCACUACGUCUACGUACCAGUCAAGCCCUGCCUAUAUUGAGUGCAAAGCAGGAAAAGACGGCGAAAAAUGGCCUGAAAAGGCCACAGAAGCGCCGACCGCCUCUGAUGGCUCUUCAAAGGCGCAGGACCGCAUGGCGCGCUUCAAGGCGCUCCAGGCGCGCGCGAAAAACUCUUCCCAGACAAAUAUGAAGGAGGUCACCCGCGAGUCGCAGCGCCUGGCCGAGGACCCGGCACAGCUCACAGCCCUGCGGCGGCGGCACGACAUUGCGGCGCACAAGCUGCUCAAGGCCGAUACGGAGGACGCCGGCGAGGACUUUGAGCGCAAGCGGGCGUGGGACUGGACCAUCGACGAGAGCGAGAAGUGGGACAGGCGCGUCAAGAAGAAGGAGGCGCACCGCGACAACAACGCCUUCCAGGACUACCAGGACGAGAGCAACAAGGUCUACAAGCGCCAGCUCAAGAACCUCGAUGUCGACCUCGACGCGUACACCAAGCAGAAGCUCGCCGCCAUUGAAAAGGCGGCCGCGGCGGGCAGCUUGGAGAUUGUCGAGACCGAGGACGGCGAGAUGAUUGCCGUGGACAAGGACGGCACGUUUUACGCCACGGCCGACUCGACGUCGUUUGCGCAGAAUAAACCCGACAAGUCAGCCAUUGACCGGCUCGUCGCCGACAUCAACAGGGCCGAGGCGCAGAGCUUGAAGAAGAGAAAGGAUCGCCAGGCCAAGAAUGGCGACGAUGGCGACAUUACAUACAUCAACGAGAAGAACAAGCAGUUCAACCAAAAGCUGGCGCGCUUCUACGACAAGUACACGUCUGAUAUUCGCGAUAGCUUUGAACGCGGCACCAUGAUUUGA
Molecule: messenger RNA, 864 nt
Organism: Cordyceps militaris CM01
Lineage: Eukaryota; Fungi; Ascomycota; Sordariomycetes; Hypocreales; Cordycipitaceae
Product: pre-mRNA splicing factor syf2
Exons: 1
Coding region: 1-864 (287 amino acids)
Cellular component (GO): post-mRNA release spliceosomal complex; catalytic step 2 spliceosome; Prp19 complex
Source: RefSeq, a predicted model, not a curated record